Messenger RNA from Parasteatoda tepidariorum (common house spider), 1573 nucleotides. The record is from RefSeq and is a predicted model, not a curated record. Lineage: Eukaryota; Metazoa; Arthropoda; Arachnida; Araneae; Theridiidae.
CAUUAAAUAUCGUUUUGGGAACGAUAACAGAUGAAAAUAGAUUUUUUUCCCGACACAAUAACGCAAUAAGCAGAAUAAUGGUAUUCAAAAAAUUUUGUUUUACAAAGUGAUUACAACGAUUACACUAGUGAUUACACUAGUGAUUACAACGUAGAGUAAAAUUCCGAAAUUCUCAAUUUAGACAGUGCAACAUGGGACAAUAUAUAGCAAAGGAAGGCGGUUUUGUAAUAACAACUCAUACUGAUGAGGAACUUCAAAGUAAAAUAAUUAAAUACAGUUAUAACUGGAAAAUAGAAAAUUUUUCAACACUCAAACAGGAAAUGGGAAGCGCAAUAACGAGUCAGAGAAUAAAAAUAAAUUGCGCGGAAUUGGAGAAAAACAACACUUCAACAGAUGAGUGGGAAUUAGUUUUCUAUCCACGUGGUUUCAACCAAAGAAGUGCUGAUUACGUUUCUAUGUGGCUUAAGAGGAUAUCUACACACGAAAGGUUAGUGCGAUUUACAUGUGCAAUACAAGGAAUAACUUCAGAGGAAGGCCGAGGCACGAAGGAUAAGUCUGCAGAAAAAGAGUUAGUGAAAAAAACAAUAGAGGCAAAACUUUCCUUGGAAUCUGCAAUAGGAUGGUCAACGUUUUGCAAAAGAAGUCACAUUUUGGAUGAAAAAGAAUUUUUAAAAGAUGGCCAUUUGACACUCAAAUGCACUUUGGAAGUUUUUGAAGACAGCAACAUGCCUCAUCCAGUGCUCGAAGACGAAGAUCCUUACUUGGACGCCACAUUUGCAGAGCUAUCAAAAGAUUUGAAGGAAUUGCUUAAAGACAAGAAGAAUCACGAUGUCACGUUUAAAGUAGAAAAAGAACUAUUUACGGCGCAUAAAGCCAUUCUUAGUGCGAGGUCACCUGUAUUCCGAGUUAUGUUUGAAUUCGAAUCAACAGAUCAAGAACAAGAAAUCGUUAUUACUGAUGUAAAAAAAGAAGCUUUUAGAGCGAUGCUUCUUUUUCUGUAUUCCGGAGAGAGUCAAAUGAUACCAUUUGAAACGGCAUUCGAACUGUAUUACGCAGCUGAUAAAUAUGAAUUACUCAGUUUAAAAAGAAGAUGUUCGAAAAUGCUUGAAACAUACUUGACCAUCGAAAACGCAGUUAAAACUAUCGUCCAAGCAAACAGGCAUAACGAUAGACAGCUACAAGACGCUUGUAUACGUUUCAUCACAAAAAAUGCUGCUGAGAUACAGAAAAGAGGAGAAUGGAUGAAUUUGAUGAAAUCCUCACCAUCACUUGCAAAUGCUGUAUUCGAAAACUUAACGCAUGGAACAUAAAUAAGGUAAAUGUAAAGACAUUAUUAAUCAAAUCUUGGUCGUUACAAAAGAUGAAAUUAGGUUGCAGCUUUCUAUAAAAGAACAUUUACACGAAAGUAGACAAAAUUUGUCUAACACAAGAUAAAUUAAAUCAGUGUUACUCAGUUGCAGCUCAUGUAUUAGUGAUUAAAAACCUGACUAAUUUUGUAUGUUCUUUAUUUAUGCCAAAUUAAUUUAGCUGAAGGGAAAUAUUCUUAAAUUUUCAUUAAAAUAUAUUUAAGUGA